AUGCGUAAUAUAAGCUUCUUGGAUAACCUCACACCCGUACAAGCACAGUCCAUUCCACUGGCUUGUAGUGAUAGGGAUUUACUUGCUGUCGCACCGACCGGUUCUGGUAAGACUUUAGCAUACUUGCUCCCACUUCUGCACUCACUUGGUGAGCCAAAGAAGGAAGGCUUCAGGGCGGUUAUCAUAUCCCCAACGAGAGAGUUAGCUCAGCAGAUACGAAACGAACUCGCCAGAGUUGGUAUCGGUAGAAGGUGGCGAAUUUCUGUUCUUAGUAAAGCUAAUCAAGCUACGAUGAAAUCAGAUCCAUCUACCCGUUCAAAGCAUGAUAUUCUUAUUUCUACUCCUCUAAGACUAAAACAUGCAAUAGAGACCGAAGAAGUGGAUCUUUCAAACGUUCGCCACCUUAUCCUCGAUGAAGCCGACAGACUGUUAGAGAUGGGUUUCAUAGAUCAAGUUGACACUAUUGUUGGUGCAUGUUCACACUCCUCGAUUCGUAAAUCACUCUUCACCGCCACCCUUCCCGCAUCGGUUGAGGAGGUUAGCCAAAAUAUUCUGCGUAUGCCCGUUAGAAUGAUAAUCGGGCGCAAAGAUGCCGCAGCAAAGGGUGUACAACAGAAACUGAUGUAUGUUGGUAGAGAAGAUGGUAAAUUACUUGCUGUUCGACAACUUGUUCAAGCUGGUGAGCUCAAACCGCCAGUACUUAUUUUCGUUCAAAGCGUAGAGAGAGCAAAUGAGCUUUUCAAUGAGCUUGUAUACGAUGGUGUUAGAGUUGAUGUCAUCCAUGGUGAACGUACGGCUGCACAAAGAGAUGAAGUUAUCAAGCAAUUCCGUAGAGGUGAUGUUUGGGUAUUGAUCGCAACUGACGUUCUCGCUCGUGGUAUAGACGUCCAAGCUAUCAACUUGGUUUUGAACUAUGAUUUCCCUCAAAGCCCGGCUUCUUAUGUUCACAGAGUUGGUCGUACCGGUAGGGCUGGUAGAAUUGGUCAAGCUAUUACCUUCUUCACAAACGAUGAUGCUCCUUACCUUAAAUCGGUCGUCAAUGUCAUGAAGAGUAGUGGAUGUGAUGUACCAGAGUGGAUGUUGAAGUUGAAGAAGCCUAAUAGCAACAUGCGUAAAGCAUUGAAAAAGAGACCAAUUGAGAGGGAAACAGUCCAUGAAGCGGCUGGAACUAACGUCGGUAGAGAUGAUGUCAAGAAGCACAAACAGAUUGUAAAUGCUUCUAAGCGAAGAAAAUUAGCCAAAGAAGAUGUCAGCAAGGAGGAGAAGGACCGUAAGGAGGAAAAAGAUGAUUAA
Messenger RNA from Wallemia mellicola CBS 633.66, 1293 nucleotides. Its product is annotated as DEAD-domain-containing protein. Lineage: Eukaryota; Fungi; Basidiomycota; Wallemiomycetes; Wallemiales; Wallemiaceae. Gene Ontology annotation, biological process: maturation of SSU-rRNA. Gene Ontology annotation, molecular function: RNA helicase activity; nucleic acid binding; ATP binding. The record is from RefSeq and is a predicted model, not a curated record. The transcript has a single exon. The coding region runs from base 1 to 1293 and encodes 430 amino acids.